AUGAAGGCUGUCCAGGUGCGUGCUGGAGAAGCGCUCAAUGGGAGCUUUCGCUGCCGAAGAGAGGAGGACUGUAAGAAGUACUUACAAAGGAAGCAGGAGCAGGCCGACCAGCCGCUUCAAGUGCCAGCAGUAGACAGCAGUGUGCCGAAGACCUCAGAACUGAUGGGCAUCACCACCAGGGACGAUCCGUACGGGAACGGAACAGAGAUGUUUGAUGCCUUCAUCUGCUACUGUCAGAAAGACCUUCAGUUUGUCCAGGAGAUGAUCAGGGAGCUGGAGCAAACAGAGUUCAAACUGAAGCUCUGUGUAUUUGAUCGGGAUGUCUUGCCAGGAACAUGUGUGUGGUCCAUCAGCGGAGAACUUAUAGAAAGGAGGUGUCGGAGGAUGGUGGUCGUCAUUUCAGAUGACUACCUGGAAAGUGAUGAAUGUGAUUUUCAGACCAAAUUUGCUCUUAGUCUUUCCCCAGGUGCUCGUCUCAAACGGCUGAUUCCAGUCAAGUGCAAAACCAUGAAGAACGAGUUUCCAAGCAUCUUACGGUUCAUUACAAUUUGUGAUUACACCAAUCCUUGCACCAAAAAAUGGUUCUGGAUGAGACUGGCAAAAUCCCUCAUGCUGCCGUGAUGCAAAGUCAUGAGAGCUAGGUGCUCUUUUAUAAUCUAUCCUGGCUGUGCCUUCGGACCGUGGUGUCGUUCACGCAGGGUCUUUUACCACUUCAGAACCUGGAUCCUCGCAAUUGGUGUUUGGAGCCUGCGACCAGGAGCAAAGAAUUUUCUCUAGCACUUUUUUGUAACUCGGAAGGGGAAAUAAAGCAACUGUGAGGAUGUUCCUGCUCAGUGAGCAACAGCAUCCAGCACUUUGUGUAGUAAGCACUUUCACUGAAAAUAAAGAAAAUAUACAUUUAAAGACUGAGCGUCUAAUACAAGAAGGCUCUGUUGUAAGCAUUUAAUAAGACCUCAGAGCCUCAAACUGCAGGCUUUCUUAAAUAAAUAUUUCCUAUCAUUUUAAAAACUGUUUAAUGGCUAUAGUAACAUCUAGGGUUGGUGGUUUUUUUUUUUAAAUUCCAGUGAAAUCCCAUGGCUGCCCGGUGAUCUGCCGGAACUGAGGUUUCACUCUGAUUCCUGCUUUGUGAAUGGCCAGUGCCAUGAGAGUGACUGAUUUUGGCAGCCUCGUCAGCGGGGUGCAGCCUGCCCUACCAGAGACGAUGUCCCCUGCCCUGCGCUGCAGCCCGGCUGCUGGGCAGCACAGGGGAAUGCGUGUGGGCUCUCCCUGGCCCACGCUUGUUCUGAGGGCAGACAGUCUCCUUCGGUCUUUGUUUUGAGAGAAGCAGAAGCGUAUUUUAAUUGUCAAAGCACUGCGAAGAAGUGAACGGUUCUCCCAUUAUUCUUAGCAGUAUCUGCAAAAUUAGAGCAAUUAUCCUCGUAGUUAUAACUAAUGCAGAAUUACUGAGCUUGGUUUAUUUUCUGUGGAUGUUUUCCUCCUGAAGUUAUGUCACAAUAUUCCUGUCCCAUGUUCAUUUACAGGAUAAAUCCCUUGGCACUAGUAUUUUCUGAGGCAGUCCCUCAGAUUUGCAGUAAGUGGUUAUUUUUUGCUCGUUGAAAGCAGGAAGUGUAAGGAAAGACCUUGUACCGUGUUGGUCAUGUCUGUCUCUGUUCAGGUCACGUUUGGUUAAGUGACCUUAUACUAGCAUUUUAUAUUCCCAGAUCUUAUUAAAUGUUUACAAAAGAGCCUUCCUUUAGUAGAAAUUCAGUCUUAAAAUGUAUAUUUUCAGUGAAAGUCCUUGCUACACAAAGUGUGGGAUGCUGUUGCUCAUUGACUUGACUGGGAACAGCUGUGCACCUAAGUGGGUCCAGAUCUUAAAUUGCUUUACCUUUUAGAGCCUUCCAAAACACAUCAGCUUUGGGGAUGCCUCAAAGGUACAGGGAUAAAUAUUGCAUAAAGAGUGUAUUAAAUUAUCAAGUGGGCUGUUUAAAAUAUAAAGGCUAAUGUUACAUUAAUAGGAAAGAGCGUAUUUUAAUUAGCCACCACGAUCACUAAUGUAUUUCUGUGACUAAGGCCAGGAGCAACAUUGAUACUGCUCUGCUUGUUAGACUUAGCCUUGAAUUCUGCAGAGUGACUAGUGGAUCUCAUCAGUUCUCAGUGCUCAGGGGUGAGGGGCAAGAGUUCUGCCCAAAGUUGUGUUUUAAAGGGACCCGUUGGUGUAUUAAACAGAUUUUCAGUACAUACAUUCUAAAUUGGGAAGAGAAGAAUCUUGCUUAUGUAUCUGCAGUUGCUUGAACUCUGCCACUUCGUUCAUUACUUCAGCCGCUGACUCAUGUUGAUUUUACGGCUUAAUGUUUUACUAGUUUACAUUUUUAAAGUUGCAUCUGGAUGUGAUUUUUUUUUUUCCAGGAUUUGUUUUAAAGCAUUACCAGGGCUGAGGUGCAGACAGAAAUGUGUGCUCCUGCCUUUUCCUCACCCACCCUGUCAAUGAAUGGUCCUUUACCAGGGGGUGCUGUGAAGUCCUGUCCACGCGCCGCUGCGGGUUCCUCCUGGCUGAGAGCAGCCAGCCCUUGACCUGAACAUGGUGAAGCUUGUUCACGCACCUCACGUUAGCGUCAGGGGCCAGUUUUGGAUAGGCCCAGGAGCUGGGUGUUUUUCAGUCCCUCCCACAAAUGUAACUGCUGCCAUCGUGCCAAGGUGACGUUUGCACCUCUCUCUCGUGCUAGAACAAGUGAGAAGUCCGUGAAAAGUUAGGCUGAUGAUGGGUUUCUAAAUAGUUCGCCUUCAUGUCCUAUUGCCCUCAGGCCUCUCCCGCAGAAGCGGAGACAGCUGCUUGCCUCCGGGUUUCUGCAUAAUCGUUAAAUGUUAAUUAUAGAAGAGUUUCUGGAGGCUGCUUGAUCCCCAGGCGCUCCUGGGGCUCGGUGAAUUCUCAUACUCUGGAGUGUCUAUAAACAUUAAUUAUGGGUCAUUACUCGCAGGACCAAACCAGAUUCCUCUUGUUUCGAGAGCUGAAAGGACUCCGGUAACUAAUUAAUAACAACACAGGCACAGGAGGCUGCGCUGCAGACGCUAGAGGGAGGCAAUGGCCCGUGCUGGCACCCUGCGAGGGAUCCUGCCUGCUGGGUGGGAUGGAGGAGAGACGGCAGGGAUGGACCGGCUGCACACUGACCCGCUGUCACGGCCAGGGUCCGGGAUGGAGAUAAGACGAGUGGGUUUUCUUCCUCUGUCCCUUGCACCCUCUUCUAAGGAGGCUAUACCAAAAACAGUGAGAGUUUUGGCAGAUUGAACCUCGUGCGGCGUCUUCUGCGCGAGCCCUGACGGGAGGUUUGGGACUUGGGGUGCUGCAAAUGAGGAAAAAAGAAUAGCAGCAAAAAUAGUAAGAGUCAGCUUUGUAGGAGAUGAUCUGGUGAUCGCCGAACAGGGAAAGUGCUGCUUCUGCAAGGGAAAGACAAGAGCUGAAUUUCUAAAUCUCCUGACUUUCAGUAGAUAAAUGCAAUAUUCCAAAUAAUUGUGAAAGAUGUCGGUGCUUCAGCAAGAUCUCGUUAUCACCCAGCUCUCUGUGCCGUGGCCCUUCUGUCUGCCUGGCUCGGAUGCCGGGCAAGUAUUACUGGUGUCAGACUGUUGUUUUCCUCCAAGCAGUUACAAUUGUCUUGUAGGCUAAAAUAAUUAUUUUGGGGUAAAGUGAGGUAACAGCCCUAAAACAUAAAAUACGUGCUUUAAACAUGCAGCGUCUUCUAUGUAAAAAACAGAGUGUAUGCACUUCUGACAUUUUCAUAUCUGUCUUGUCACAGUGACUUGAUGAAGUGUGACAUCUAUGAAUGAUAGAAAAAAUAGUUAUUGUAAACACGUUUCGGUGGCAAUUGUGGUUCUCCUCCCCUCUUUCAUGCUCAGUGGAAGGUCAAAAUUUUGAACACCUUUAAAAAAGGGAUUUACAAAAUUGUGAUACAUUUUUUUCCAUUUUGUUUCUUUCCCUCACUGAAACUGUCCUAGUUGAAUCUGUUACUACCAAAUCAUUUAUUUUUAUAUACAUAUACACACAUAUAUAUUUAUAUUACUUUCUAUCCUGAUACAAAUAUUUGGAAAAGCAUAUGUGUUUUAUAGCCAUUCUGAAAAUAGUCAACGAUUCUGUGGUUUUUUUCCUCCUCAAAAAACCCAAACUUUUGCUACGUGUGAAAAGAUUUUAAAAU
This is a messenger RNA of Aptenodytes forsteri (emperor penguin), 4166 nucleotides long. It is a transcript of the gene MYD88, whose product is annotated as myeloid differentiation primary response 88. Gene Ontology annotation, biological process: innate immune response; MyD88-dependent toll-like receptor signaling pathway; Toll signaling pathway. NCBI's taxonomy places the organism in Eukaryota, Metazoa, Chordata, Aves, Sphenisciformes, Spheniscidae. The transcript has 5 exons. Gene Ontology annotation, cellular component: plasma membrane. The record is from RefSeq and is a predicted model, not a curated record. Gene Ontology annotation, molecular function: TIR domain binding; Toll-like receptor binding. Bases 1 to 621 code for a protein of 206 amino acids.